Vicugna pacos (alpaca) is the source of this 5566-nucleotide messenger RNA. The record is from RefSeq and is a predicted model, not a curated record. NCBI's taxonomy places the organism in Eukaryota, Metazoa, Chordata, Mammalia, Artiodactyla, Camelidae.
GACGGGAUAGUGCUUUCUGUCUCUCAUUUGUGGUUUAAGAAAAGGGGGUGGUGUUCUGCAUUUGAAAGGACUUUAAUGAAUGCUGUCAGUGUUUGCGGGAGCUAAUGGUCAGUAUGGGAAAGGAGAGCAGGGGAAAGUGGUCUAGCUGCUUCAGGAUAGGUGGAUGAGAGUUUGCUCUGAUUGAACGGAAUGUUCCACCGUGUCUCAUCUUUUUUCAUUGUCCUUUGUUCUUUAUAAUGUGAUAUAUUGGUAUAAAAGUAAAUGUAGAUAUAUAUGUGAAUGUGAUUUAUUUUCCUUUCAAUUUGUUUAUUGUGUACAGCAGGGCAUAUACUUCUCUUGUCUUGGUUGGAUGCACAAAUCUGUGUGCAGUGCUUUUUGCCCGUUGCCUAGACGAUCACUUGGUUUCUCUGAGGAUGUCUGGUUCUCGUAAAGAGUUUGAUGUGAAGCAGAUUUUGAAAAUCAGAUGGAGGUGGUUUAGCCAUCAAGCAUCAUCUCCUAAUUCUACAGUUGACAGCCAGCAGGGAGAAUUUUGGAAUCGAGGACAGACCAGAGCAAACGGUGGGAGAAAGUUUUUAGAUUCAUGUAGCCUACAAUUGCCUUUGGCUUCAAUUGGUUACCGAAGGUCCAGCCAACUGGAUUUUCAGAAUUCACCUUCUUGGCCAAUGGCAUCCACCUCUGAAGUCCCUGCAUUUGAGUUUACAGCAGAAGAUUGUGGCGGUGCACAUUGGCUGGAUAGACCAGAAGUGGAUGACGGCACUAGUGAAGAAGAAAAUGAAUCUGAUUCCAGUUCAUGCAGGACCUCCAAUAGUAGUCAGACAUUAUCAUCCUGCCAUACUAUGGAGCCAUGUUCAUCAGAUGAAUUCUUCCAAGCCCUUAAUCAUGCUGAGCAAACAUUCAAAAAAAUGGAAAACUAUUUGAGACACAAACAGUUAUGUGAUGUAAUUCUGGUUGCUGGUGAUCGCAGAAUUCCGGCUCAUAGAUUGGUGCUCUCCUCUGUCUCAGAUUAUUUUGCUGCCAUGUUUACUAAUGAUGUCAGGGAAGCAAGACAAGAAGAAAUAAAAAUGGAAGGUGUAGAGCCAAAUUCACUCUGGUCCUUGAUUCAGUAUGCAUAUACAGGCCGCCUUGAAUUGAAAGAAGAUAAUAUUGAGUGCCUGUUAUCUACAGCUUGCCUUCUUCAGCUUUCACAGGUUGUGGAAGCAUGCUGUAAGUUUUUAAUGAAACAGCUUCACCCAUCCAACUGUCUUGGAAUCCGUUCUUUUGCUGAUGCUCAAGGUUGUACAGAUUUGCAUAAAGUGGCUCACAAUUACACUAUGGAACAUUUCAUGGAAGUAAUUCGAAACCAGGAAUUUGUAUUAUUACCAGCCAGUGAAAUUGCAAAACUCUUAGCAAGUGAUGACAUGAACAUUCCUAAUGAGGAGACAAUAUUGAAUGCACUUCUUACUUGGGUCCGUCAUGAUCUGGAACAGAGACGGAAAGAUCUCAGUAAACUUUUGGCUUACAUUAGGCUACCUCUUCUUGCACCACAGUUCUUGGCAGACAUCGAAAAUAAUGCACUUUUUCGAGAUGAUAUAGAAUGUCAGAAGCUCAUUAUGGAAGCAAUGAAGUAUCACUUAUUACCAGAGAGACGGCCCAUGUUACAGAGUCCUCGGACAAAACCUAGGAAGUCAACUGUCGGUACAUUGUUUGCAGUUGGAGGAAUGGAUUCAACAAAAGGAGCAACAAGCAUUGAAAAGUAUGACCUCCGUACAAAUAUGUGGACUCCUGUAGCAAAUAUGAAUGGGAGGAGGCUACAGUUCGGUGUUGCUGUGUUAGAUGACAAACUGUAUGUGGUUGGAGGAAGAGAUGGACUGAAAACUUUGAAUACUGUAGAAUGCUACAACCCCAAAACAAAAACUUGGAGUGUGAUGCCUCCUAUGUCUACACAUAGGCAUGGCCUUGGCGUGGCUGUGCUGGAAGGUCCUAUGUAUGCAGUAGGAGGGCAUGAUGGCUGGAGCUAUCUGAACACAGUGGAGAGAUGGGACCCUCAGGCUCGCCAGUGGAAUUUUGUUGCCACUAUGUCCACUCCCAGGAGCACAGUAGGUGUGGCAGUGCUAAGUGGAAAACUUUAUGCAGUUGGUGGUCGUGAUGGAAGUUCUUGCCUCAAGUCAGUAGAAUGUUUUGAUCCUCAUACUAAUAAGUGGACACUCUGUGCACAAAUGUCAAAAAGGCGAGGAGGAGUAGGAGUCACGACCUGGAAUGGACUGCUGUAUGCUAUCGGAGGCCAUGAUGCUCCCACGUCCAACUUGACUUCCAGACUCUCAGACUGCGUGGAGAGAUAUGAUCCCAAAACAGAUAUGUGGACUGCAGUGGCAUCUAUGAGCAUCAGCAGAGAUGCUGUGGGGGUGUGUUUACUUGGUGAUAAGUUAUAUGCUGUCGGAGGGUAUGAUGGACAGACUUACCUUAAUACAGUGGAAGCUUAUGAUCCCCAGACAAAUGAGUGGACCCAGGUUGCUCCACUGUGCCUAGGAAGAGCUGGGGCUUGCGUUGUGACUGUAAAAUUAUAACUUAGUGCUUUGUUUUCUAAAUGAAGAUAUCAUCUUCCUUUAUGAAUUUAGUAUAAUUAUUCUACUAUCAAUGGGUAUGUUUUUAGUAAAUUAGCAAGGCCGCAUUCCUGGGCACAAAGUGCCUGAUCUCUAAGUGAAGAUGUUAAAACAAAGGAGGAAAGAGCGGACAAACCAGGAUUAAAUAUUUUCAUUUCUUAGUAAAUCAAAACUGCAGCUGGUGGCUUGUGAACAUAUGUUCCUGAUACAAAAUAUGAGGACAAAUGCACUGCUUCUGAACACAACCCAGCGCUAACUGGGAGUUUCGUUUCUUAAUAAUCAAGCACAUUUUACUCACAUUAUCUAGGCUGCUUUUAUUACAGUGCGAAUACAUUGGAUUAAAACUUGUAACGUUUUACUUCGUAACUUUAUCAUACAUGAGUUACAGUAAUUUUUAUUUGUUUGUUUAACCACAACCACUGUUUUAAGGACAUACUGAAGACUAUGCAUUUAGUUUUUCUCAGAAAUAGCUGCCAUAUAUGUGCUUUGGUUGAGGAUUUUAUUUCUAGAAUUGGCUUAGUCCAAUGAAUAAAGAAAAACCUUAAAGAGUUAAAACAACAAUGACCAAAUAAAAACUGGAUAGGAUCUUUGGGAUCUAUUUAAAGAUUCAUUCCAUCUAGAUUCAACAAGAACUCCAUGUUAUGAUAUUCUUAAAUUGGAAUUGAAACAUGGUGUUUUGCAUUAAAUUUAAGAUAGGCAAUUUUAUGUGGAGAAAAUACAUGUUCUAUGCCCUCUAAUGUUCUUUCACCUAAUUAGUAUUUAAUUAUGUGGAUUUGCUUUCUUUUAUAUUAUUAAAAAUGUUCUGAUUUUGUCUUUUGAUAUUGACAGAAUUGUAUGGCUGUUCCUCUUUUCUCAAGUCUGUGUUUGCGCCCCUGCCUUGUUUCUUACCUUUUGCCACAGUUAGUAAUCCUUUGUGCUUCUUUGUAAUCAAACAGUUUGGGGGGAAUGGGUUUACUGAAUGUUUGAAAAAUAAGUUUAAAGUGUUUAUUACCCAAAGUUUUGUACAUUUGUAAGCUCUUAAUUACACAUGUGAAUGUUAAUACUCUCAGUGAAUUAUUUAUUGUUUGCAAAAAUGCACUGGGCAGUAACAUUUUAUGAUAAAUCUUUUAAGGUAUAAGUCAUUAACUUAUAUCUUAAUAUAAAGUGAGUACAAACUAAAUUCCCAUCUUUUAAAUACUAUAUUGUGGUUAAUGUGUUUUUUAUUUUAUAUCAAGGUAACCUUUCUUUUUGUUGCUUCUUUUAAGAAUUAAAACAAACUUUUUUUUUUAGCUGAUUUUGAAUGCUCAUGAAAUAUUUCUACCUUUGAAAUCAAGAAAUUUAGUACUUCUAGUCCCAAAACAAAUUCCAUGGGCAUUUUACUGAUGUGGCCACUAAGAAAAUAAUAGUGAUAGUGACAAAUAUGUUAAUAUUUCAUAUAUUCAUUAUACUGUGGAUAUAAAGUCAGUUAUUUUCCUGAUAAAGAGGGAUCAGCUGUAGAAUAUAUUUACAAAUUUAGGGUAAGGGAGAGAAGAGGAAAAGGUAUAAGAAACAAACAAGAAUUCCCAAAGCAGAAACAUACCAGUACAUCCCUUCUUGACUUAGAGACUUAGACCUGUGACUUGAAAAGAAAAUGCUUCUACUUGUGAUCAUUUCUCAUCUCCACUCACUUGUUCCCUGCGCCCUCAGUGGAGGCAGACUCACCUCAGCAUAAAGGAACUGAUUCUCUUCUCUGAGGAUCUUCCUUUCCUUUACGGGAUUCAUUAGAACAGUCCCUUUGAUUUUCUACCCCAUUUGAGGGCCCCUCUAAUGCAGUUUUGUAGUCAGUAGGAUGUGCUCUCCUGGAUACUAGUGAAGACAGCAUUUCUUCUCUAGUGACAGAGCAUUUGCCAAAACAUUUAUUCCACUCCUAGUCUGGGAUCUUAUAAAUCUAGAGGAAAAUACUGCUCUUUCUUAUAGGCAUCAUCCAGCAUUGCUGCCUUGACUUUUGCUGUUAACUUCUCCAUUGACAUGUCUGGCUGCUCUUUAUUUUAACCCCAGUUAAUGACCACCACAUGAAAAAUAAUAUUUGCUAGUAAUUAUUGAAUGAUUAUUAUGAACUAGCAACCAAGGUUUUUGCAUGCAUUAAUGCACUUAAACUUCAUAACAACUUUAUGAGGUAAGUUCUAUUAUUAUUCCCCCUUUAUACAGAUAAGGAAACUGGGGCAAAGAGAAUUAACACCCAGAUUUAUAUAUAAGAAGAUUUAUAUAUUUAUAUAAGAUUUAUAUAUAAGAACUAAGUGGCAGAGCAGGGAUUUGAAUGCAGACAGUCUGGCUCAGGAGUCCUUUAUCACUCCUGCUUCUAGGUAGAAAAGAAGUUUUAUUUUAUGUGAGAAAUUAUUUGUUUUAAUAAAAAGAAAAGUAAAGGAGGUUUAUGCCUUUUAGAAGUAAAUUUAUCUGUCACACUCUUAUCAGAAAUUUUUGGUUCCUUAGUAUCAGGGGGAAUUUUGUCUAAAUCUCUUAUAGAAUUUUAUAUACAUUUUGCUUUAGAGAAGUAAAUGCAAGAAAACAUAUUUCAAGUUUUAUAUUAAAUAUUAGAUAAAUUGCAUGGUAUUUUGGAUGAAUGAACCAUAAACAAAUUCAUUCAUCAAAAAUACGCUUUACUGCCACAAAGCAGAUAACCUAGAUGAAAUGGACAAAUUUCUAGAAACACAAAAUUACCAAGAAGAAAAAAAUCUAAACAGACCUAUAGUAAGUAAGAGAUUGAAUCAAUAAUCCAAAAACCUCUCAACAAACUACAGAACCAGAAUUUGGGUUGACAAAGACAGACUGUAUACUAUGACAGACCAAGAUUUGCUGCAGGAAUACAGGGAUAGUUCAACAUACAAAAAUCAAUCAGUGUGAUAUACCAUGUAGUAGAAUGUGGGGAGCUCAGCCUGAAGAAACCAGAACAGUGCCAUGAAAAUAAAGCUCUUUGUUAUUAAAAAAAAAAAAAAACCAGAAUGAAGGGGAAAAGAAACAGAAUGAUCAUC